Aegilops tauschii subsp. strangulata is the source of this 1125-nucleotide messenger RNA. Its product is annotated as ubiquitin-conjugating enzyme E2-23 kDa. The record is from RefSeq and is a predicted model, not a curated record. Lineage: Eukaryota; Viridiplantae; Streptophyta; Magnoliopsida; Poales; Poaceae.
AGCUAAGCCAUUUCUAUUCAUUUCUUUAACAAGUACUUCAGUAUUUCUGAACAAGAGGGAGUAGUAUUUAUUGAUGUGUGCAAGAUAAGAUUGGCCCUUAUGCCACCACUCCUCUUUUCUGGAAUAUUAUAGCCCUGUGCUUGCUCCCAUACACACCACCUGUCCCCCCUCUCUCUCUCUCUCUCUCUCUGUGCAAAGAGAGAAAGAACCACCUACAAACAGACAGGCAGGGGAAGCAGAGCAAGGAGGAAGAAGAAGUGAGAUGUCUUCCCCAAGCAAGCGCAGGGAGAUGGAUCUGAUGAAGUUGAUGAUGAGCGAUUACAAGGUGGAUAUGAUCAACGACGGGAUGCAGGAGUUCUUCGUCCACUUCCACGGACCCAAAGACAGUAUUUACCAGGGUGGUGUGUGGAAGGUGAGGGUUGAACUCACAGAAGCUUACCCCUACAAAUCCCCUUCCAUUGGCUUCACCAACAAGAUCUAUCACCCCAAUGUCGAUGAGAUGUCCGGUUCUGUCUGCUUGGAUGUGAUCAACCAGACCUGGAGCCCAAUGUUCGACCUUGUGAAUAUCUUUGAGGUGUUCCUGCCCCAGCUUCUCCUGUACCCGAACCCCUCGGACCCCUUGAACGGCGAGGCGGCAUCGCUGAUGAUGCGCGACAAGAAUGCCUAUGAAAAUAAAGUCAAAGAAUAUUGUGAGAGAUAUGCCAAGCCUGAAGACAUAUCCCCGGAGGAGGAGGAGGAAGAGGAGAGCGACGAGGAGCUGAGCGACGCCGAGGGCUACGACUCCGGCGACGAGGCCAUCAUGGGCCACGCAGACCCUUAACUGGUGGAUGGAUGGAUGCAUGGAUGGUUAGCUCAGUCAGUAACUCAGUAAUGGAGGAUGAUCAUGAUGUAUCUCUGUCUGUCUGUACAUAGCUGCGGCGCUCACUGAUGAAUGCCGCCAUGGCAGAUGCUGAAGAAAGUCAUCAGCCAUCUCAAGUCAGCUCCACUAGUUCAUGUGUCGCCGUCGUGCUAGUCGCUGUGAAUAACUUGCCAUUUGUUUAUGUUGGUUCCAUUUGCAGUUCAUGUUUCCAUUGUAGGGGAUGUAUGUUCUGUUCUGUUCUGUUUAUUCAUUUUCAGUUCAUGUUA